AUGUCCGGCCUCGAGGCUGUCGGGAUAGCCGCUAGUAUUAUACAGGUCGCCGACCUAGGCACUAAACUAUCCGUGAAACUAUUCUCCUUCUAUCGGCGCGUCAAAAAUGCCAACGACACCGUUCAACUCUUAUCAAACGAGAUCGCACUCGUCAGUGCGAUCUUGCGUGAACUAGGUGACAAUCUGAAAGAAGGGGAGCCCUCGAAGCUAUGCUCGGAUGAGGCAUUUCGCACUCUACGCCUUGUCCUAAAUCAGUGUUGGGAUGUACUGGGACAGAUCCAGAAAGUCGUUGAUACUAAUCACGGGUCGGAUAAAAGUCGAUUCCCGCAUGUCACUGGACGAUUUCGGAUCGUUUUGCUUGAGCCGAAACUGGAUCAGCUAAAGGUUAAUCUGGAAAGGCUAAAGUCUACUAUGUUACUUUUCCUAAAUGUCUUUUUGUACGCGGGCCAGAUUCGCAGCAAUAAUGUUCCAACGUUGGUCCAAGAGCAGCGUGACUUGAUACAAAGUCUGUUGAAAGAUGGAAGCAUCGACCAUCAAAAGCCACGGCAGUCAGAUAAAGCUCCGGGAUCUCCUCGGGGUUUCUUAACAGGAACUACACCCAACAGACCAUCCUAUACCACGACUGGUGGAACCUUCCAUCCAAAGGACAGUGCCAAUACCCACCACAGUCAACCUCCACAGGGUUCAGCGAAAUAUGCAAAUAGCACAGGAGCUCAGACUGGAGCUCAUAGGGCUAGGCAGGGCCAUGGGUCCACUGAGCUGAAGGACUACAAUAUCCUCAUACAAAACAUGCUCGAUGAGGUCGAAUCGUGCCGAAACAGGCUCGAGAAGAACAGACAUUCACGAAUCAAAAAUGGUGUCUUAAACAUCCACUCUGGAGAGAUAAUGCGCUUCCGAAUUGAACACGGGCCUUCGAUCCAGAUUGACCACUCGCUUUUUGCUGAGCAAAACCCAGACAUGUUCCCCAAGCCAAAAUCUUCCAGCUCUCCUUCUUCUUCCCUCGCAGAUUCAGACCACCCAUCACAAUCGACAAGAAUGUCUGGGGACUACUAUAUCAACUCGGACGAAUCGGACUUCUCAAAAACAGACGAAUCCGUCCACAGCCGGAGAGACCACACCUCCUUUCGCCGUCGCUCUAUCAGUCGCCACCGUCACCCAGGAAUACAAGGAGUGGCGUUGUCUCCGCCGCAGCAGUCCGUGCUCCUGCAAUCUGAGCGCAUGCACCGCUCGAUUUCAGAGGGUGGACGACGUCCCCAGCAGAGGCGAGCGGUGAUGAUCUUCGACGAGCAGCGGGAGCCUAAAAGCGAGAACAAGAAAAGCAAUAAGCCACAAGAGGUACAGCAGAAGGUUUAUAGUGACUUUGAUGAGGACAUUUUGCCCUCAUCAUGGCGGCGUGUGGACGGCGUUGUCUCUCGUGAAGAUUCCCCCCACGGCCGCGACUACGAGCUCGUCAUGAGCCAGCGUCCUCUCGAGCGCGAUGAUAAGGGCCGGAAUCUGGAAUUCUUCAAGAACCAGCGAGAGACCGAGCGUCUACAGCGGGAACUUGAGAGGGCGUGUGGAAAGAGUAGUCUACGGCCCUUAUCCCAUGCUCGUGUGUCUCGUCUGCUUGGUGACGAGGAAGAUGGGGAUGGGUAUGAUUCCAGUGAUCGCUUGCGGGCUGAACGUAAGGCCUGGUCUGACAAGGAGCGGGAGAAAGCGUUGCGCCGGUUGCGAUUGAAAAAACUCGAGGAGGAGGAGAAUGGAGGUACUAGCCUGGAGGAAUUGGAGGCGAAGGUGAGAUAUGAGAAGGCAGAGAUGGAGAUCAGGCAGAAGAAAGAGGCAAAAUCGGAGUGGGAGAGAGAGAGGGAAGGAUUGAUGAUGCAGGCUGUCAUGACGGGUAAGCCGACGGUGAAUGAUGAGAAUGAGAAGGAGACGUUUUCGGAGGGUUUCUCGCUGCCAGACAAUCUAGAAGACCUGCUGGCGUUGUGGACUACCCUGAAUAGACAAGAGAUUCUGCGGGGUCGAUUCCUCGCAUUUUAG
This is a messenger RNA of Penicillium egyptiacum, 2019 nucleotides long. Lineage: Eukaryota; Fungi; Ascomycota; Eurotiomycetes; Eurotiales; Aspergillaceae. The record is from the annotation of a GenBank genome assembly.